AUGUUUCUCCAGGCUUUCCUUCCGUUACUGCUGGCUCCCUUGAUUGCGGCAUCACCCACCCAAUUGGACCCCCGUCAAUACAUCUCCGCUAAUGACCUGACGUCGGGAAAUUGCAAAGAUGUUAUGUUUCUCUUUGCUCGAGGAUCGACUGAAGUCGGCAAUAUGGGCACCGUCGUUGGUCCCGAAGUCUGUGACGAUUUAGCUCUCCAGCUGGGAGGCAACGUUGGCUGUCAAGGUAUCGGUGGUGCCUACACAGCCGGUCUGGGAGAAAACUUCCUCCCUCAAAACACCGCACCGCAAGACAUUCAAGCUGCCGUGGAUGUGUUCAACGAGUGCAAUACCAAAUGCCCCAACGCGAAGAUUGUCGCCGGUGGUUAUAGUCAGGGGAGUGCUGUCAUCGAUAACGCAAUUCAAAAGCUAUCCUCGGACGUGAGGGAUAAGGUCAAAGCAGUGGUUCUGUUCGGAUUCACCCGCAAUCUCCAGGAUGCAGGCAGAAUUCCUGGAUACCCGAAGGAUCAAACCAAGGUUUACUGUGCAGUAGGUGAUUUGGUCUGUGAUGGAACUUUGUUCAUCACUGCAGCGCAUCUGACUUAUGGUGCGAAUGCUGGUGAUGCUGCUAGCUUCCUUGCAUCUCAUGUUAAAUGA
This is a messenger RNA of Penicillium cataractarum, 645 nucleotides long. RefSeq names its product cutinase family protein. The transcript has 3 exons. Gene Ontology annotation, molecular function: cutinase activity. Gene Ontology annotation, cellular component: extracellular region. The record is from RefSeq and is a predicted model, not a curated record. NCBI's taxonomy places the organism in Eukaryota, Fungi, Ascomycota, Eurotiomycetes, Eurotiales, Aspergillaceae. Gene Ontology annotation, biological process: carbohydrate catabolic process. Bases 1 to 645 code for a protein of 214 amino acids.